UUAUCAUUUAACGUCCCUGACGUUAUAAACCCAAAUUACUGUGUUACAACAAAAUACCAAGAUGGAAAGUAUCGAGGAUAUGAUGAGGAUGGACAAGGAGAAGCUGGUGGAGCCUGUCAAGGCCGUUCAGGAGAAAUGGAGGCUUCUUCCUGCAUUCCUAAAGGUGAAGGGACUUGUAAAACAACACAUAGAUUCCUUCAAUUUCUUCAUCAACAACGAUAUCAAAAGCAUUAUGAAGGCCAAUGAGAAAAUCUCAAGUGAUGCUGAUCCCAACUUCUACAUGAAGUACCUGAAUAUCUAUGUAGGAAUGCCAGAUGUAGAGGAGGGAUUUAACAUCACCAAGCCCAUAUCGCCUCAUGAGUGUCGCUUACGAGAUAUGACCUAUUCAGCACCACUGACUGUAGACAUUGAGUACACCCGUGGGAACCAACGCAUUGUGAGAAAGAAUCUUCCUAUUGGCAGGAUGCCGAUGAUGCUGCGUAGUUCCAAUUGUGUCCUGACUGGGAAGAGUCCCGCCGAGAUGGCUAAACUCAAUGAAUGUCCUAUGGAUCCAGGUGGCUACUUUAUAGUCAAGGGCAACGAGAAAGUCAUCCUCAUUCAAGAACAGCUCUCAAAAAACAGAAUGAUUGUUGAUACGAGUGCUGGGCGCAAAGGCACCAUAGAAUGUUCUGUCACUAGCUCAACACAUGAGAGGAAGAGUAAGACGUAUGUAACCACUAAAAAGGAGAAGUUCUAUCUACGACACAAUACAUUCGCUGAGGAUAUUCCAGUGGCUAUCGCAUUUAAGGCAAUGGGGAUUGAAUGUGACCAGGAAAUAGUACAGAUGAUUGGAAGUGAAGAGGAAGUGCUGACUGCCAUAGCCCCAUGUCUAGAGGAGUGUCACCGGGCACAGGUGUUCACACAAACACAGGCACUGAAAUACAUUGGGAUGCGUGUGAGACAGCGGCGGAUGUGGGGUGCUCCAAAAAAGAGUAAGGUGGACGACGCCAGAGAUGUUCUACACAGUGUGGUACUGGCCCAUGUCCCUGUAGUACAGUGGAACUUCAAAGUGAAGUCAGCCUACCUGGCCUUGAUGGUGCGUCGUGUAAUACUAGCCAAGGGUGACAAGGUCAAGGCCGAUGAUCGUGAUUACUACGGUAACAAGCGUCUGGAGCUGGCUGGACAGCUUCUUUCACUGCUGUUUGAAGAUCUGUUCAAGAAAUUUAAUUCAGAGUUGAAGAGAAUAGCUGACAUGACCAUACCAAAACCGAGAGCUGCCCAGUUUGAUAUUGUUAAACACAUGAGACAAGAUCAGAUCACCAAUGGCCUUGUUAAUGCCAUAUCUACAGGUAACUGGUCCAUUAAACGGUUUAAGAUGGAUCGAGGUGGAGUGACACAGGUACUGUCCAGAUUGUCCUUCAUCUCAGCCUUAGGAAUGAUGACUCGUAUCUCUAGUCAGUUUGAGAAAACUCGAAAGGUCAGCGGUCCACGGUCACUUCAACCAUCACAGUGGGGAAUGCUUUGUCCCUCAGACACUCCAGAAGGGGAGUCAUGUGGUCUUGUAAAAAAUCUAGCCUUGAUGACUCACAUCACAACAGACCACGAGGAAACGCCAAUCAUACGUCUAGCUUUUAACCUUGGUGUAGAGGAUAUACAGCUACUCAGUGGCGAGGAAAUGACCAGUCCAAAAGUCUAUCUCGUCUUUCUUAAUGGUAAUAUACUUGGUGUGAUCCGUGACCAUAAGAAGUUGGUGCGGACGUUCCGGUUGAUGAGAAGGGCUGGGUUUAUUGAUGAGUUUGUGUCCGUGUGUACUAACCAAUCACAUCGCUGUGUCUACAUAUCUACUGAUGGUGGAAGACUCUGUCGACCAUAUAUCAUUGUCAAGGAUGGACGUCCACUGGUUAAACAGAAACAUAUUGAGGAACUCACUCAGGGAUUCAGAAGUUUUGAUGACUUCCUGAAGGAAGGUUUGGUGGAAUACCUGGAUGUAAACGAGGAAAAUGACUGCAUGAUAUCUCUGUAUGAAGCAGAUAUAAACAGGGAGACAACCCAUCUGGAGAUAGAACCAUUUACCAUAUUAGGAGUGUGUGCAGGGCUGAUCCCCUACCCACAUCACAACCAGUCUCCCCGUAAUACCUACCAGUGUGCUAUGGGAAAACAGGCCAUGGGUACCAUUGGCUACAACCAAAGGAACAGAAUUGACACACUGCUCUACCUGUUGUGUUACCCCCAGGCCCCGCUCGUUAAGUCUAAGACAAUUGAGCUGAUUCACUUUGACAAGUUACCUGCAGGACAAAAUGCCACUGUUGCUGUGAUGAGUUACAGUGGCUAUGAUAUAGAGGAUGCUCUCAUCCUCAAUAAGUCUUCACUAGAUAGAGGAUUUGGAAGGUGUCUUGUCUACAGAAAACAGGCAUGUACCCUAAAACGCUAUGCCAAUCACAGUUUUGACAAAGUGAUGGGACCAAUGUUAGAUGCUACUACACAUCGACCGGUCUGGAGGCACAGCAUUCUCGACAUGGAUGGUAUCUGUUCCCCAGGUGAAAAAGUUGAAAGUAAACAAGUUAUGGUAAACAAGUACAUGCCCACUGUGACUAUGAAUCCCCUCCAGAGCCCCUCUGGACAGGCUCAGCAACCAGAAUACAGAGAUGUCCCAAUUACGUACAAGGGAGCAGAGCCAUCUUACAUAGAAAAGGUUCUCAUCACCUCCAACCCAGAGGAAGCUUUUUUAAUCAAGAUGCUGCUAAGACAGACAAGACGACCAGAAAUAGGUGACAAGUUCAGUAGUCGACAUGGACAGAAAGGUGUGUGUGGACUGAUUGUACCGCAGGAGGAUAUGCCUUUCACAGAUCUGGGAAUUUGCCCAGAUAUUAUAAUGAAUCCCCAUGGUUACCCCUCAAGAAUGACAGUUGGAAAACUGAUGGAACUACUAGGUAGUAAAGCAGGUGUACUUGAUGGCAAAUUUCACUACGGUACAGCAUUCAGUGGAGAUAAGGUAGAGGACUUGUCUGCUGAUCUGAUCCGUCAUGGCUUUAACUACCUCGGGAAAGACUACGUCACCUCUGGCAUCACAGGGGAACCUCUGUCAGCAUACAUCUACUUCGGCCCAAUCUACUACCAGAAGUUAAAACACAUGGUAAUGGAUAAGAUGCACGCCCGUGCCAAAGGACCCCGUGCAGUGCUGACACGACAACCAACUGAGGGUCGUUCUCGUGAUGGUGGUCUCAGACUCGGGGAGAUGGAGCGUGACUGUCUCAUUGGUUACGGAGCAAGGUGUGGCAAUGUAUUAAACCAACUUCUACUUGAAAACCAAACAGCCAAGGAUCAUGAUAUUGGACCUUGCAUGCUAGGACAAAUCAAUGACCUUCAAUUAUUGUCAAGGUCCUAG
Messenger RNA from Ylistrum balloti, 3364 nucleotides. RefSeq names its product DNA-directed RNA polymerase III subunit RPC2-like. Bases 62 to 3364 code for a protein of 1100 amino acids. Gene Ontology annotation, molecular function: DNA-directed RNA polymerase activity; ribonucleoside binding; DNA binding. The record is from RefSeq and is a predicted model, not a curated record. NCBI's taxonomy places the organism in Eukaryota, Metazoa, Mollusca, Bivalvia, Pectinida, Pectinidae. Gene Ontology annotation, biological process: DNA-templated transcription. Gene Ontology annotation, cellular component: RNA polymerase III complex. The transcript is spliced from 29 exons.